Molecule: messenger RNA, 993 nt
Organism: Aspergillus ibericus CBS 121593
Lineage: Eukaryota; Fungi; Ascomycota; Eurotiomycetes; Eurotiales; Aspergillaceae
Product: alpha/beta fold hydrolase
Exons: 4
Coding region: 1-993 (330 amino acids)
Molecular function (GO): hydrolase activity
Source: RefSeq, a predicted model, not a curated record
AUGGCAUCCGUUGCAUUCCCCACUCAGGCCAAAAAGGCCACGCUCUCCGAUGGCACGACAUACGGAUACGUGGCCAUCCCCGCAUCGGCCGGGAACAGCACCUUUCUGUUCCUCCACGGUUACCCCUCCACCUCGUAUGACUGGCGUCAUCAGAUCACGGCUCUCCAGCAGGCCGGAUACGGAGUCAUUGCUCCCGAUCUCUUGGGAUAUGGCGACACGGACAAGCCUACUGAUUUGCAGGCGUAUCGGUUGAAGGUGAUGAGCAGCCAUAUGGUCGAGAUUCUGGAUGUCGAGAAAGUCUCGCGCGCUGUUCUGGUUGCGCAUGAUUGGGGUGUUGGUCUGGCUUCGCGACUGGCCUUUUACCAUCCUGACCGAUUCUACGGUCUCGUAACUAUGGCCGUGGCGUAUAUUGCACCGGGCGGAAAGUUUAAUCUCGAUGCGGUUCUGGAACGGACCAAGGCCGUGUUCGGCUACGAAACCCACGGAUACUGGAUCUGGCACAACAGCGACACAGCCGCAGCCGAGAUUGAAGCCAACCCCGAAUCCAUGUUCAGCUUGAUCUUCCCCCAAGACCCUCUGAUCUGGAAGACGGAUAUCUGUCCCCGGGACAAGGCAGCCGAGUGGGUCCGCGCUGGACGCACAACCCCGCUGGCUCCCUGGCUCACGCAAGAGGACUAUGACAUGCAUCAACGUGUCUUCUCGAAGGGCGGAUACUCCGGCCCCCUGUCGUGGUAUAAGGCCAUGAUCCGCGGGAUCAAUAACGAGGACGAGGAGGGCAUUGCGGAAGGAGAGGGCAAGUGUCCCGUGCGGAAUCUGUUCAUUGCCGCUAAGCAGGACUAUAUCUGUCGCGCGGAGGCGGGGACAUUGAUGACGCAGCUGAAUGCCCCUGAUUCAAGAAUCGAGUCAGUGGAUUGUGGUCAUUGGGUGCAGUUGGAGGAGCCGGAGCUUGUGAACAAGUUGUUGAUUGAGUUUGCUAAGGAGGUGGCGAACUAG